Peromyscus eremicus (cactus mouse) is the source of this 2023-nucleotide messenger RNA. It is a transcript of the gene Bscl2, whose product is annotated as BSCL2 lipid droplet biogenesis associated, seipin. NCBI's taxonomy places the organism in Eukaryota, Metazoa, Chordata, Mammalia, Rodentia, Cricetidae. The transcript has 12 exons. Bases 644 to 2008 code for a protein of 454 amino acids. Gene Ontology annotation, cellular component: endoplasmic reticulum membrane. The record is from RefSeq and is a predicted model, not a curated record. Gene Ontology annotation, biological process: lipid droplet organization; lipid storage.
UCGUUCCAUACUGGGAACGCUGGGGGCCGCCAUUUUAAGAGCAGUGCUGUACGGCACCUUGACGCGCCCCGCCGUGCCUGUACGCACAGGCAGCCGCCAUCUUGGACAGCGGCGGUGGGCACUGCCGUCCCGGGCGCUGAGUCGCCCUGUGUCGCCCCUCCGCUCCUCAGCGCACCUCCACCUGGGGCUGCUGUCUCUGUGCCCGCGGAGACCCACGCUACUCGGUCUGCGUAGUUCUCUGCUUUCGUUGCGUGCCAGUGUAAAUGGUCCGCAACUUGUGAACGCUCGUCUUAACAACCCCGACUGGGGGCGCUCGCGCGCCUCACACCCUGAGAUCUCCACCCCUUACAAUGUCUAACUGGCUCGGCUGGCCCUGUUCCCUGGAUAUGGCAAGUGUAUCGGCUAAGGAUCCUCUUUCCCAAGAACGCUAACACAGGCGCUGUCCUCUGAGGCUCUGGAUGACUUUAUUCUUCAAAUGCCUUUACCUUUCCAAUAGCUCCAGUGACCCUCCAUUCUGCAUAUCCAGGAAAAUGUGACGCUCUACAGGUGAUCAGCUUCUAGAUCACCAUUUUCUAGCUACAAGUGACUUGUGUGGGGAUAUCCAGGGGCAGCAGAGGUAACCAUCAGGAAGAUAUCUAAAGAAAUGAUACAGCAAAGAAGAGAAGCUGGGGGAAAAGAGACAUGCAGAGACCAGAUCAAAAAAGGAUCAGAUAAAGAGGAGGAACCUCCAGCUGCCCUAUCCCAUGGCCAAGGGUAUCGUCCCUGUGGAAGGCCAGCCAGGAACUCAAAGCCUGAAGCUGGGGCCAGAUCCUCUGCUGUCCCCAUCAUGGUCAAUGACCCACCAGUACCUGCCUUACUGUGGGCCCAGGAAGUAGGCCAUGUCUUGGCGGGCCGUGCCCGCAGGCUGUUGCUGCAGUUUGGGGUGCUCUUCUGCACCAUCCUUCUCUUGCUUUGGGUGUCUGUGUUCCUCUAUGGCUCUUUCUACUACUCCUACAUGCCGACUGUCAGCCACCUCAGCCCUGUGCAUUUCUACUACAGGACAGACUGUGACUCCUCCACCACCUCACUCUGCUCCUUUCCUGUUGCCAAUGUCUCGCUGGCUAAGAGUGGACGUGAUCGGGUGCUGAUGUAUGGACAGCCAUAUCGAGUCACCUUAGAGCUUGAACUGCCAGAAUCCCCCGUGAAUCAAGACUUGGGCAUGUUCUUAGUCACUGUUUCAUGCUAUACAAGAGGUGGCCGAAUCAUCUCCACUUCUUCACGCUCAGUGAUGCUGCAUUACCGCUCCCACCUGCUCCAGAUGCUUGACACGCUAGUGUUCUCCAGCCUCCUGCUGUUUGGCUUUGCUGAACAGAAGCAGCUCCUGGAGGUAGAACUCUACUCGGACUACAGGGAGAAUUCGUAUGUGCCAACAACUGGAGCCAUUAUUGAGAUCCACAGCAAGCGCAUCCAGAUGUAUGGAGCUUACCUCCGAAUCCACGCCCACUUCACUGGGCUCCGGUACCUGCUGUACAACUUCCCUAUGACCUGCGCCUUCGUGGGUGUCGCCAGCAACUUCACAUUCCUCAGCGUCAUCGUGCUCUUCAGCUACAUGCAGUGGGUGUGGGGGGGCAUCUGGCCCCAGCACCGCCUCUCUUUGCAGGUUAAUAUCCGACAAAGGGAUAGCUCACGACAGGGUGCCCAGCGUCGGAUCUCUCGCCAUCAGCCAGGCCAGGAGGAGUCUACCCCGCAGUCAGACAUGACGGAGGAAGGUGAAAACCCUGAAGACCCCUCAGGAACAGAGGGCCAGCUGUCUGAGGAAGAGAAACCACAGAAGCAGCCCCGGAAUGGAGAGGAGGAACAAGAGCCGGAGGCUAGUGAUGGUUCAGGCUCCUGGGAAGAUGCAGCUUUGCUGACAGAGGCCAACCUGCCUACUUCCACCUCUACCUCUGCCCUUGCCCCUGAGACUCUGGGUAGCCGUGAGCCUUCUGUGGGCAUCAUCAGGCAGCGUCCAACAUGCUCCAGUUCCUGAACAGAAAGAUUCUUC